AUGCAUUUCGCUUCAAUUCUCACUCUCCUCUCCGCGCUGGGCGCUGUCUCGGCAUCCCCUCGAUGGGGUGUUAGGGGACACCACUUCCGUCGCCAGGGCUCCGUCACCAAUGACACGACAAAUCCCUUUACCGGCAAGAAGCUUUAUGCCAACCCCGAUUGGGCGGAGAAACUCGAGCAAACCCAUGACGCAUUCGUAGCCAAGGGCGACAGCGAGAAUGCCGGCAAGGUCCGCACGAUUCAGAACAUCGGCACCUUUGUCUGGGUGUCCAACACCGCCAGCCUGGUCAACAUCGACACUGCCGUUGAAAGAGCCCGUGCCAUUCAAAAGGAGACAGGAGAGGAGCAAAUUGUUGGCUUGGUGUUGUACAAUCUUCCUGAUAGAGACUGCAGCGCUGGGGAGAGCGCUGGUGAGUUCAGUAGUGAGGAGAACGGAUUGGAGCUCUACAAGGAGACAUACAUCAAGCCGUAUGCCGAGAAGCUGGCUGCCGCGAGCGACUUGACAUUCGCAGUAGUACUCGAGCCUGAUUCUCUGGCAAACUUGGUUACGAACUUGGCUGUCGAGUUCUGUGCCAAGGCUGCACCGGUGUAUGAGGAGGGUAUCGCCGACGCCAUCUCCAGCUUGCAGUAUGACAAUGUCCACCUUUACAUCGAUGCUGCUCACGGAGGAUGGCUUGGAUGGGACGACAACCUCGCACCUUCGGCCAAGCUCUUCGCCAAGGUCGUCCACAAAGCCGGCAACAACACCAGAAUCCGUGGCUUCUCGACCAACGUCUCCAACUACAACCCCUUCAACGCCAACCCGCGCGCCAACUACACUGAGUGGAGCAACUCAUGGGACGAGAACCACUACGCUCUCUCCCUUGCCCCUCAUCUCGAAGCCGAGGGUCUGCCGUCUCGCUUCAUCAUUGACCAAGGCCGUGUUUCCAACAGCAGGGAGGAGUGGGGUGAGUGGUGCAACGUCAGCCCUGCAGGCUUUGGCAUGCAGCCCGGCACCCCGGUCAACAACACUCAUAUCGACUCCAUCGUCUGGGUCAAGCCCGGUGGUGAGAGCGACGGACGCUGCGGACUUGAGGGUGCUCCGAGGGCCGGAGAGUGGUUUGACGAGUACGUUCAGAUGCUCGUUGAGAACGCAGACCCCUCUAUUGUUGCAAGCAAAGUCUAG
Molecule: messenger RNA, 1164 nt
Organism: Colletotrichum chrysophilum
Lineage: Eukaryota; Fungi; Ascomycota; Sordariomycetes; Glomerellales; Glomerellaceae
Gene: CEL6B
Product: 1,4-beta-D-glucan cellobiohydrolase cel6b
Exons: 2
Coding region: 1-1164 (387 amino acids)
Biological process (GO): cellulose catabolic process
Molecular function (GO): hydrolase activity, hydrolyzing O-glycosyl compounds
Source: RefSeq, a predicted model, not a curated record